This is a messenger RNA of Brassica napus (rape), 1689 nucleotides long. RefSeq names its product ethylene-responsive transcription factor CRF5. The record is from RefSeq and is a predicted model, not a curated record. Gene Ontology annotation, molecular function: DNA binding; DNA-binding transcription factor activity. Bases 510 to 1319 code for a protein of 269 amino acids. Lineage: Eukaryota; Viridiplantae; Streptophyta; Magnoliopsida; Brassicales; Brassicaceae. Gene Ontology annotation, biological process: regulation of DNA-templated transcription. The transcript has a single exon.
AUUGCUCAAGUAGCUUGUAUACCAAGCUAUGAAACCAUUAAUAGGAUGGUUUAGACCAAACCGAACUACGCCAAGUGUCGAUAGUCUAGCUCACAGAUCAGAGAAGUGGCUAGUCGUUUGAAGCGCCACUAAUCUCUCUCUUAAUGACUACUACUACUUAAAAGCCAUUUUUAAUACUGUACUAAUAGAAAACAUAAUUAUGACAUUUCCAAAUAAAAUAUUGAAAAAGUUUUUACAUUCUCGGAAAUUUCACAAUAAAAAAAUGAAAUCUUCCAAAAUCAAAAAGGAAAGUAAGUAAAAAUUUAAAAUUUAAAAAUGGAAAAAGCAAUAAAUAAGGCGUGACUAUAUUUAAAAAGGGAUGUUACUAACGAACGGCGAUUUAUUCGUAGCCUUUUUGACUCUUCCUUCUUCGUAACUGUUAAUCCAAAAUCUACUCUCUCUCUCUCUCUCUCUCUCUCUCUCUCUCUCCCUUGUUAGUGUGUAUUCUUCUUCUCCGAUCUCUAAGAGAAAUGAAAAGCCGAGAGAGAAAUGUUAAGUACACGGUUCACCGGAAGCUUACAUCACUCAGCCCAAAGGUUGUGAAAAUCACAGUGACCGAUCCAUGCGCUACCGAUUCCUCCAGCGACGAAGAAAACGACGACAGGUUCGUGUCUCCCGCCAAGAGAGUGAAACGUUACGUGGAAGUAAUCAGGUUCUGCGACGCUGCAAAACGCAAGAAACCGACGAACAAGGCGGCGGAGCCAGUCAAGUACAGAGGAGUGAGACGGCGGCCGUGGGGGAAGUACGCGGCGGAGAUUCGCGAUCCUUCGAAACGCGCUCGAGUCUGGCUCGGAACGUUUGACACGGCGGAGGAAGCUGCCAUCGGUUACGACAAGGCCGCGAUUCGGAUCAAAGGACGUCACGCUUUGACGAAUAUUCUCACUCCUCCGUCAAGUCCGCCGGCGAUCGACCUCGAAACGGUCUCUCGCUGCGACGACUCGGCGGUGGAGGAGUCUCAGUCUAGUAGCAUCAUGCGUUCUCCUACUUCUGUUCUCCGUUUUAGCGCAGGGCCCAUUAACCUCUCCUCGGCCCAUCAAGAAGCUCCGGCGGGUUUCGCCUCGCCCGAUCCGUUUUUCUUGCCUCCCGAACUGUUUCCCGCGAGAGACUGUUUCUGGGAUUCCGAAAUUGCCCCUGAUCCUUUGUUUCUAGACGAGUUCCAGUUAUUACCGAACAGCAGUACAGUCUCGAAGUUGUCGGAGAGUUUUCCAUUAGGCGUGAUCGGGGAUUUGAGCUCUUGCUCGUGGGAUGUGGAUGAGUUUUUCAAGGAUCAUUUAUUCUGAUUAAAUGAGAAAAAAAACAUUUUUCGGUUUUUUCGAGUGAUGAGUGUUUGGUGAUGCAUCUUGGUCGUCCGUUUUCCCUUUUUUUUUUCAGUUCGACCAAGGUGUACGGCUCCGAUCAGUUGGAAGAAGGAGGGGAAUCCCGGAGAAGCGUAACGGAUUCUUAAUUUAUUAUUCGUAAUUUUUAAAUUUAUGUUUGCGAGUAAAUAUAAUAGUAUUAGAUUUUUAUGUUGCGAGUAAAUAUAGUACUAGAUUUUAAAUUGUGAGUUUUGAAUUGGGGAUUUUGGGGAGGUUUGUGUUGUUUUGAUAUUUUUAUGUUUGUCACUAUGCAAGGAAGCAAAAUUAUUAAUUCUAGUAGUAUAUCUUAUAAUAA